Messenger RNA from Ostertagia ostertagi, 411 nucleotides. The record is from the annotation of a GenBank genome assembly. NCBI's taxonomy places the organism in Eukaryota, Metazoa, Nematoda, Chromadorea, Rhabditida, Trichostrongylidae.
AUGACGUUUGGCUCGUACCCCACGUCCAGUUUCACCAACCAAGCACUUGGCGGACAGAACUACGUCGUACAACCGGAUUUAUAUCAACAAGCGCUAUCCGGUUACGGUACUCAAGGACUCGGCGGUUAUCCGACAAUGUCAUUUAAUAGUUUCCCUAAUUAUGGUUUCGGAGCAGGACAACAAACGAUGCUACCAAGCACCGGUGGCUACACAUUCGGUAACUUCAACAACCUUGGCGCCACCAGCUAUGGCACCAACACGUAUGGAAAUUACGGCACGGGCACCUACGGCAUUCCUGACCCGAUCACAACCGGUGGCUCAACUGGUGGCAGCUGUCCGUAUUGUUUCGGCAACAAGGGUGGUUACAAAACGAAAAAGGCUAAACGUGCUUCAACUACGAAGAAGAAUUAA